Molecule: messenger RNA, 1263 nt
Organism: Olea europaea var. sylvestris
Lineage: Eukaryota; Viridiplantae; Streptophyta; Magnoliopsida; Lamiales; Oleaceae
Exons: 3
Coding region: 675-1106 (143 amino acids)
Biological process (GO): guard cell differentiation; stomatal complex development
Source: RefSeq, a predicted model, not a curated record
UCAUUUUUAACACUGCAUGAUUUUCUUUGACUAAGUUCCUUUUUUGGGGAUGAAUUUAGGAGUCUAAUUAAAGUUGUAUGUGGUACAUUUUUUCUUGAAGAAGUAAAAGAACAAAAGAGUAUUAUUUCUAUUUGAAGAGACUUGGGGAAAGGAGAAAGCAGCAGAGGUUUCUGCAGAGAGUGUGAGACUUGUUGGGUGUUACUGGGUUUGGAAGACACUAAGUAAAAGCCUGCAAGAGAAUCUGUGCUCUAAACAUGGCAAGGCAUAGGAAUUAGGAAGUGACCACCUACAUACGCUCAUCUACCCACCCUAGCAACCCAUCUCUCAAUUUUGUGUAUUUGGCACUGCAAAGUGCAUAUCUUUGCAUAUCUGUCCUUGAAAUCUAGUUUUCUUGGCACCAUUUUUGAACCCCAAUAACUACCCACACCACCCCCAGAAAGACACGCACACUUCACAGAGUCCAUAUUCGGGUUGUCUGUAAAAUCUGAAAAAAGUGUAGUCUAUAAGGGUAUGGUUCUCCAAGUCUUGCCUGGAAUUUAUUCUUGUUGCAUGGUGCGUAAGAAUUUACAGUCAGGCUGGGGCUGAAGACUUGAAAUAGAAUUUGUCUAAAAAGUCGUAAAAUAAACUGCAAGAAUUUCAUCUUUGUUCGAGAUCUCUACUACUUGUUUUUGAUAAUGGAGUUUUGCUGGAAGAUUAUAAGACGGAGGUUUAUGGGCAAAUUCAGAUUCCCUCUUCAGUUUCUUUUUUGCUGCUGCUUUUUCUUCUUCAGCUAUUCUUGUCUGCGUGGUAUUUACAGUGUCAAAAACCAGGAAGCUCCUUUAGGAACCAGUUGUGUUUUGCCUCGUGGAGCUGAUAUUUACUUGCAGAAAUUAGAGAAGAAUUUAGAGGAAAACAAUAAUUGGGAGAUAGCUAAAUGGAGCAUGGGUGGGGCUAGAAGGCUAUUGGGUGGGCCGGGAUCGUCGCCACCGCGUUGCACAUCCAAAUGUGGUAGAUGUACGCCGUGCAAACCGGUUCAUGUGCCAGUGCCGCCUGGAACACCGGUGACUACCGAGUACUACCCCGAGGCGUGGAGGUGCAAAUGUGGCAACAAGUUAUACUUGCCCUAAUUCUUGAAUGCAUCAAUUACCAUCUACCAUCCAAUUUGAAAUUCAUUUACUUGCAAUUAUUGUAAUUAUCCACCAUGACAGCUAGCACAUAUUAGCAUCAUAUCGACCGAAUUAAUGCGAAUUAUACUACACAUUAUAUUAGCUAUUACUUAUGACA